GCCGGCGGCAGCCUCUACUUCGCCUAUGGCAGCAACCUUUGGAUCAGCCAGAUGGCCAAGCGCUGCCCCGAGAGCUCCUUCAAGGGGAAGGGCACGCUGGAGGGCUACCGGUGGCAGAUCAACCAGCGGGGCGUGGCCAACGUCGUCAAGGCGCCCGGCCAGUCCGUCGAGGGCCUCGUCUUCUCCGUCACGGCGUCGGACGUGAGGACACUGGACCGCAACGAGGGAAUCUCGCGCAAGUUCUACGAGCGCCAGUUUCUGCCCGUCAUUCUGGAGGAGCACCCGCUCCUCGCGAACCAAAAGACGUCUCAGGUGGCGCGGUGGCUGGAACAGAACCGCGACGACAAGGACGUCAAGAUAAUGUCGGGCGCAUUCGAAGAGCGCUACCCCGCCGUCGUCUAUGUCAGCGAGAAGUUCAAGGACGACGGGCAGAUCCGCACGGAAUACAUCAAGCGAAUGCAAAGCGCCGCUGCCGACGCCAUCGCCCUCGGCGUCUCCACCUCGUGGGUCAACGGCGCCAUGGGCCGACACAUU
This is a messenger RNA of Lasiosphaeria miniovina, 534 nucleotides long. RefSeq lists its product as uncharacterized. The annotation marks the transcript as partial. The transcript has a single exon. Gene Ontology annotation, molecular function: gamma-glutamylcyclotransferase activity. The record is from RefSeq and is a predicted model, not a curated record. Lineage: Eukaryota; Fungi; Ascomycota; Sordariomycetes; Sordariales; Lasiosphaeriaceae.